Messenger RNA from Drosophila sulfurigaster albostrigata, 824 nucleotides. It is a transcript of the gene Ripalpha, whose product is annotated as RIP-like protein. The transcript is spliced from 3 exons. NCBI's taxonomy places the organism in Eukaryota, Metazoa, Arthropoda, Insecta, Diptera, Drosophilidae. Gene Ontology annotation, cellular component: nucleus. The coding region runs from base 30 to 626 and encodes 198 amino acids. The record is from RefSeq and is a predicted model, not a curated record. Gene Ontology annotation, biological process: protein import into nucleus.
AAGCAUUAUAUUAUUGCAAAUUUGCAGCGAUGCAGUGUCCUAACGAGCCAAUUCACAAAACAAGUGUUGAACAGAAACGGCAUGCACAAAAUGUAGCCAAAAAACAACGGUUAGGCAUGCCAAAAUUGCGUGACUUACUGCGAGAGAAAUGUCGCAUACGCAUUGUAAAUGCUCGUAAGGGAAAUGUCGAUGGCAACCGUAAAAUUCAAUUGGCUGACUUGGAUAACAUUUUACGUUUGGAACUUAAUGAGUUGGAUCAGGACUUGGAAAUGGAGCAGCACAUCUAUGAAGAGCUACUGGCUGAUGUUAACGAAUGGUACGCUCUACAAGAGCAAAACCUUGAAGAGCUGUUUGCUGAGAACGAACGGGAUCCGUCACAAGUACCAAUAAUCUGUCCAGUCUGCCUGAAGAAACCACUUCUUCACAUAAGCAGUUUAUAUAAAUGCGAGUGUGGUGUGCAGUUUGAGCAUGCCGCCGAUAUUAUCCAACUGCAGCAGUUGAUUCAAAGUAGAAUCAACGAGCACGAAGUAAGCUGCACCCAAGCAUUGCUGUUUUUCAUAGAAGCCCAGCCAAAGUCUUCCCUCUUUGCCAUUUGUGGAAGCUGUGAUUAUUGCUGUUCAGUUUAAAACGGACAGACUUAUAUUUUGUAUUUAUUUAUUAUGUCUGGCUGCGUCCAGCUUUAAAGAUUCUUAUUUAAGUUUGUUAGUGAUUUAGGAGUACAUUGUGAUUGUAGUUGGAUCAUGGUAUUCAUUUUCAUGGUCAAUUCUGGCGUAAAGAUCAAAUUUUCUUAGUAUAAUAUGAAUACAUUGUCAAUCUAGCUCAUA